Danio rerio (zebrafish) is the source of this 8501-nucleotide messenger RNA. Lineage: Eukaryota; Metazoa; Chordata; Actinopteri; Cypriniformes; Danionidae. The record is from RefSeq and is a predicted model, not a curated record.
GGACAGGUUUCAGACACACUGAAGAGAUUCGCUGUGAAAGUCACGUCAUCCAGUGUUAAAGAGCGCAAAGAAAUUCUUGGAGAACUGAAGGAAUGUGUGAAGGGAAAGGAGCUUCCAGAGCCGGCCAUCAAAGGACUGUGCAGACUCUUCUAUCUCACGCUGCACAGAUACAGGGAUGCUGCGUCUCGGCGAGCAUUACUGUCCGUCAUCGAGGUGCUGGUUCAGUCUCAGCCUGAUGUGGUGGCCAGUAAUCUGCCUUCAGGUCUGCUCAGCUGCGGUGUGGUCAGUAGAGGAGCGAUGCCCGGGAAGAGUUCGGCGUCUGGAGCGUGCUGCGCUCUGCCCUGGACCUGUCUGAUCGUCCGCUUCGUCUUUCCUACCGCAGACAAGAGAGAAGGUGCCAACUGGAAGAAACUGGUGGAGGUUCAGAGUUUGCUGCUGGCAGAGGCAGUAGGCGGAGCCUCAGGGAACGCUCUCAAGUCAAUCAACAAACACUUCAACAAGCUGUGGAAGGAGCACCCGGGUCUGGUGGAUCAGUACAUGAGCACUGUGUUGAGUCUGGAUCAGAGUUGUGUGUUUGUUCCUCUGCUGGGGUUGUGUGUUGAUUUCUGCACAGCACAGAAAGACAUCGCCACUGUCAACAAACACAAGGCAGCUCUCCUGGAUCUCUACAUGAAGACGGUGCUGAUGAGUAAAACCAGACCACUUCAGCACAUACUGGAAAAGAGCGGCUCUAUUCUUCGCCACAUGUCUCACGCUGAGUUUAAGGAGCAGCUGCUGCCCACAUUACAGAAAGCUCUUCUGCGCAGCCCUGAGAACUGCAUGCAGACAAUCUCCUCCAUGUUGGCGUCUCUCACUCUGGAUCUGAGUCAGUACGCGCUGGACAUCGGAAAGGGCAUCUCCAGUCAGCUGAAGGCUAAUAACCCAGAGCUGAUGGAGCAGGCGGUGGCGGCGCUGCAGAAUCUGACCCAGCAGUGCAGUGACCCAAGCGCCGUCCAGGACCUCGCCAAACACCUCUUCAACAUCCUCGCAGGCUCAGAGGGGAAGCUGACUGUUGUGGCCCAGAAGAUGAGCGUCCUCUCAGGAAUCAGGAGCUGUAGUCAUCACGCUGUCUCUGGCUCUUCUUCUCAGUCUCUGAGCUCCAGCGUGGCUGUGAUGUUCAUCCCAUACCUGCAGCAGGAAGUCCACGAGGGGACGCUGGUCCAUGCAGUGUCGGUGUUGUCUCAGUGGACGAGCCGCCUGACGCUGGAUGUGCCCUCAGAGUUGAGAGACUGGUUUAAAAAAGCCUUCACCCUGAAGACGUCCACAUCCGCAGUGCGACACGCGUAUCUGCAGGCCAUGAUCGGUGCUUUUAAAGGUGACUCUCUCAGCCAGGCUGUAGACUUCCUGCCUCUGCUCAUUCAGACGGUGGAGAAAGCUGCAGCUCAGAAUACCCAGCAUACACUGCUGUCUGAGGCCGUGGCUGCAUCUGUGCUGCUCUGUCGGCUCUCUGUGCUGGACUCUGUGUCUGAAGCGAAGCUGACGUCCUUCUGGAACCUGAUCCUGGAUGAGAAGAAGCCUUUGUUCACCACUGAGAAGUUCCUCUCUCAGGCCAGUGAAGAAGCCCUUUGCACCGUUCUACUGCUCUGUGAAAGACUGUUCCUGGAUCAGCCACAAAGACUCAACAACAGCAAGUCUCAGAUGUACCAUCAGGCCACAGUGAUGCCGCUGCUGUCCCGUCUGUGGCCCGUACGCAAACGCGCUCAGCAAACAGUGAAGAAGCUCCUGUCCUCGCUGGGUGGAUCCAGUCUGGCCCACGGCCUUCUGGCAGAACUGCGUGUAGUUAUUAACAAACACAAGAUUCUGCCCGCAGACGUGCUGUAUACAGAGACGGGUGAGCUGACUGAGACGGGCCGCUCGUAUGUGUCUCCGCGGGUCCUGCAGGAGGCUUUGAGUGUCAUCUGCUCAGUUGCGGCCCAGUGGAACGCCCCGGAUGAGACAGAGAAACUGGCCCUGGAGAUUCUCAUCGUUACCCAUCAUCCCUCUAUCGUGGCUGUCCGGUCUGAGCUGUGGUCUUCUCUGCUGUCUGCUAUGAAGCUGGACGCUGCUCAAUUCAUCGACAAACACCUGGAAGUGAUUCUACCUCGCCUGCUGGAAGCCAACACAGACAAUCAGGCUGUUCAGAAUGCUGUCGGUUCUCUGUCUCUGCUGUCUCCCAACAAACUGCUGCCGCGGGUCAUGGAUCACGUGACCCAGCGAUUGUCCAAUCCUGCACUGAGUCUGGUGACGCGUCAGGAAUACGCAAUCAUGCAAACUCCAGAGGGAGAACUUUACGACAAGAGCAUCAUUAUGAGUGCACAGCAGGAGAGCACAAAGAAAGGCAACAUGAAGAGAGAGAAUAAAGCGUAUUCCUUCAAAGAGCAGAUCAUUGAACUGGAGCUUCAGGAGGAGAUCAAGAAGAAGAAGGGCAUCAAAGAGGAGAUCCAGCUGACUAGCAAACAGAAGGAGAUGAUGCAGAUCCAGCUGGAGAAAGAGUCUACUAUCCGCAAGCGUCUGCAGGAGCUGGACAUGGAGCUGCUGUGUGCUGUGGGUUUGCUGGAAGCCGCUCUGGCUCGUCGUCCUCCGCUCAUCUGGAUGCACCUUCCAGCACUGGUGCAGGUUCUCCUGCCGCUCCUGCAGUCUCCUCUGGCCGCUUCGUUGAUAAAGCGUGUGUUUCUGCAGAUCGGUGUCACUCUAAUGCCUAAAGAACUGCACCAGCUGGCGGUUCUGGUGGGUCAUGUGACCUUGCGUCUGCUGAAGCCAGAGUGUGAUUUGGAUCCAGCCUGGGCCCAAGAAGACCUGAACACAGCGACACAGCGAACCAUCUCACUGCUGCACCAAAGAGACGGCAAAACAGGAUCAGAUGUGCUGGUGUUGUCGGCUCCAGCGUUCUCCUUCUGUUUCCCGCUGCUGCAGGCUGUGUUGAGUCAGAGCAGCGGAUCCUCAGAGGAGUCUGAGCUCAUGAUGACGCGAGCGCUGCAGGUCAUCAACACACACGCACAGCUGCGGGCGCAGGACGACACCACCGACACCUUCAUAGAUGAGAAUGGCCCAGAGCUGCUGCCGAGGGUCAGUAUGCUGCAGCUGCUGACCAAAGUGAUCGGGACGUCCACUCCUCGCCUUCAGGUUCUGGCGUCCAGCUGUCUGACAGCUCUGUGUGGCAGUGCUGGAGGUCAGGAGGGCUGUGCUCUCGCUGAACAACCUGAGAUCGAUGUUCUGCUGGAGGCUUUACUGUCCUCCUGUUUCUCCGUCAGAGACGCUGCGCUCCGGGGUCUGCUGGAGAUGGAGCUGGCGUUACCCACUGACAGCACUGAUGUCAAUGGCUUGAAGAUGUUGAGGAGGCUCUGGGUGGCCAAGUUUGAUGUGGAGGAGGAGGCCAGGGCUCUGGCGGAGAAACUGUGGCAGGCUCUGUGUCUGGAUCUGGUGCCGGAGCUGUGUCCACUGCUGAUUGAGGAUGUGAUCCAGCAUGAGGAGGCGGUGCGUUCAGCCGGUGCGGAGGCUUUGUCCAGCGCCGUCAGUCAGUAUCAGGAGCAGUCAGCGACUGUCCUCUCACAGCUCACUCAACUCUACCAUCAGAAGCUAUAUAGGCCGCCUCCAGUUCUGGAUGCUCUUGGACGCGUUAUUUCUGAAGCACCUCCUGAUCAAUGGGAGGCCAGGUGUGGCAUUGCUCUUGCGCUGAACAAACUGGCUGAGUACCUGGACGAGAGUCAGGUGACGCCACUCUUCCUGUUCUUUGUGCCGGACGCUCUGAAUGACAGACACCCUGAGGUGCGGCGCUGCAUGCUGGACGCGGCACUGUCUGCUCUUAACACACACGGCAAGGAUAACGUGAGCUCUCUGCUGCCCGUGUUUGAGGAGUUUCUGAAGAACGCACCGCAGGACGCCAGCUAUGACUCUGUGCGGCAGAGUGUCGUCAUCCUCAUGGGCUCGCUGGCCAAACAUCUGGACAAGAGCGACCCCAAAGUCAAACCCAUCGUGGCCAAGCUGAUCACAGCCCUUUCCACUCCCUCACAGCAGGUUCAGGAGUCGGUGGCCAGUUGCCUUCCUCCUCUGGUUCCUGCUAUAAAGGAGGAUGCAGGAGGGAUGGUGCGGAAACUCCUGCAGCUGCUUCUGGAGAGCGACAAGUACGCCGAACGCAAAGGAGCCGCAUACGGACUGGCCGGACUGGUCAAAGGUCUGGGCAUCUUAUCACUCAAACAGCAGGAGAUCAUGACCACCCUGACGGACGCCAUUCAGGACAAGAAGAACUCCAGACGCAGAGAAGGGGCUCUGUUUGCGUUUGAGAUGUUGUGUAACAUGCUGGGGAAGUUAUUCGAGCCAUAUGUGGUUCAUGUCCUCCCUCACUUGCUGCUGUGUUUCGGUGAUGGGAAUCAGUACGUCAGAGAGGCUGCAGAUGACUGUGCUAAGGCUGUGAUGAGGAAUCUGAGCGCUCACGGGGUGAAGCUGGUUCUGCCGUCUCUGCUGGUGGCGCUGGAGGAGGAGUCCUGGAGAACCAAAGCAGGCUCAGUGGAGUUGUUGGGUGCGAUGGCGUACUGCGCUCCUAAACAGCUGUCCUCAUGUCUGCCCAACAUUGUCCCGAAGCUGACAGAGGUUCUGACAGACUCUCAUGUGAAGGUGCAGAAGGCCGGACAGCAGGCGCUUCGACAGAUCGGCUCCGUCAUCCGCAACCCUGAGAUCCUCGCGAUCACCCCGAUCCUGCUGGACGCUCUGACUGACCCGUCUCACAGGACGCAGCACUGCCUGCAGACACUGCUGGACACCAAGUUUGUGCAUUUCAUCGAUGCUCCAUCUCUGGCUCUGAUCAUGCCCAUCGUCCAGAGAGCCUUCCAGGACAGAUCCACCGACACGCGCAAGAUGGCGGCGCAGAUCAUCGGAAACAUGUACUCACUCACUGACCAGAAGGAUCUGUCUCCGUAUUUGCCCAGUGUGAUUCCAGGCCUCAAAGCAUCUCUGCUGGACCCUGUGCCAGAGGUGCGGACGGUGUCAGCGAAGGCUCUGGGUGCGAUGGUGAAGGGAAUGGGUGAGUCCUCCUUUGAGGAUCUGCUGCCGUGGCUGAUGGAGACUCUGGCGUCUGAACAGAGCUCUGUGGAUCGAUCAGGAGCUGCGCAAGGUCUGGCUGAGGUGAUGGCGGCUCUAGGUGUGGAGAAGCUGGAUAAACUGAUGCCAGAUGUGGUUCAGACAGCCAGUAAAGUGGACAUCGCCUCUCACGUCCGAGACGGAUAUAUCAUGAUGUUUAUCUACCUUCCUCUGACCUUCGGGGACAAGUUCACCCCAUAUGUGGGUCCCAUCAUCCCCUGCAUCCUAAAGGCUCUGGCUGAUGAGAACGAGUAUGUUCGAGACACAGCUCUGCGUGCGGGUCAGAGGAUCAUCAGCAUGUACGCAGAGACGGCCAUCGCUCUACUGCUGCCCGAGCUGGAGCAGGGCCUGUUUGAUGACCUCUGGAGGAUCAGAUUCAGCUCUGUGCAGUUGCUAGGAGACCUGCUGUUCCAUAUCUCGGGGGUAACAGGAAAGAUGACAACAGAAACAGCAUCAGAGGAUGACAACUUUGGCACGGCCCAGUCAAAUAAGGCCAUUAUCUCAGCUCUGGGUGCAGAGAGGCGUAACCGUGUGCUGUCUGGACUCUACAUGGGCCGCUCAGACACACAGCUGGUGGUCCGACAGGCGUCUCUUCAUGUGUGGAAGAUUGUGGUGUCAAACACUCCUCGAACCCUCAGAGAAAUCCUGCCCACACUCUUCACGCUGCUGCUGGGCUUCCUGGCCUCCACCUGCCCCGACAAGAGAACGAUCGCCGCUCGAACCCUGGGUGACCUGGUGAGAAAGCUGGGAGAGAAGAUCCUGCCUGAGAUCAUUCCCAUCCUGGAGGACGGUCUGCGUUCAGACAAGAGUGACGAGCGCCAGGGUGUCUGCAUCGGCCUUAGCGAGAUCAUGAAGUCCACCAGCAAAGACGCUGUUCUGGUGUUCUCCGAGUCUCUGGUGCCCACCGUGCGCAAGGCUCUGUGUGACCCGCUGGAGGAGGUUCGAGAAGCGGCUGCUAAAACAUUCGAGCAGCUUCACACCACCAUCGGUCACCAGGCCCUGGACGACAUCCUGCCCGCACUGCUCAAACAACUGGAGGACGAGGAGACGUCAGAGUUUGCUCUGGAUGGACUGAAGCAGGUCAUGGCUGUGAAGAGUCGCUCAGUCCUGCCGUACCUGGUUCCCAAGCUGACGGCUCCUCCGGUGAACACGCGUGUGCUGGCGUUUCUGUCUGCGGUGGCGGGAGAUGCUCUGACGCGGCACCUCGGCGUCAUCCUGCCCGCUCUCCUCUCCUCUCUCAAAGACAAGCUGGGCACAGAGGAGAGUCUGCAGGAACUGAGCAACUGUCAGACGGUGAUUCUGUCAGUGGAGGAUGAAGUGGGUCAGAGGAUCAUCAUUGAAGAUCUGCUGGAGGCGACGCGAGGAGCGGACGCUGGGCUCAGACAGGCCUCAAUCACCAUCCUCAACGGCUAUUUCUCCCGCACACGGCUGGACUACAGCGCUCACACACGCACACUGCUGUCAGGACUCAUGCGUCUCAUGAAUGACCCCAACACUGAGGUGCUGAGCCAGAGCUGGGACACCAUCAACUCCAUUACAAAGAAACUGGAUGCGGGCAGUCAGCUCUCUCUGAUUGAUGACCUGCACAGGGACAUCCGCUCUGCUGCUGCUGAGGUCAAAGGUCAACACUUACCUGGCUUCUGCCUGCCCAAGAAGGGAGUGACCUGCAUUCUCCCUGUGCUGAGGGAAGGUGUGCUGACAGGAAGUCCAGAGCAGAAAGAGGAAGCGGCUCGAGCUUUAGGUGGAGUCAUUAAACUGACCUCAGCGGAGGCUCUGCGGCCGUCAGUGGUCAACAUCACUGGACCGCUCAUCCGAAUCCUGGGAGACCGAUUCGCAUGGAACGUCAAAACUGCUCUUCUGGAGACCCUUACACUACUGCUGGCCAAAGUGGGCAUCGCUCUGAAGCCCUUCCUGCCGCAGCUGCAGACCACCUUCCUAAAGGCGUUGCAGGACUCCAGUCGGGCUGUGAGGCUGCGGGCGGCGGAGGCUCUGGGGCAGCUCGUUUCCAUCCACACCAAAGUAGAUCCACUGUUCACUGAGCAGCUGGCAGCCAUACGCAACGCUGAGGACUCUGGAGUCAGGGAGACGAUGUUGCAGGCCCUGCGAUUUGUCAUUCAGGGAGCAGGAGCCAAGGUGGACCCCGCCAUCAGGAAGAACAUCACCACCACACUGCUGAGCAUGCUGGGACAUGAUGAGGAUGCCACAAGAAUGGCCUCUGCGGGCUGUAUUGGUGAACUCUGUGCCUUUCUAUCAGAAGAGGAGCUGAAGAGUGUCUUACAGCAGCACAUCCUCGCGGAUGUGUCUGGCGUGGACUGGAUGGUUCGUCAUGGGCGUAGUUUGGCUCUGUCUAUCGCCGUGAAGUCUGCUCCUGCUCAGCUGUGUGUGGAUGAGUACAACUCCUCUGUGCUGGAGGCCGUCUUGUCCAGCGCCACCGCUGACAGAAUCCCCAUCGCCUGCAGUGGAAUCAGAGCCAUGGGUUUCCUGAUGAGACACCAGCUCCGCACUGGAGGCUCAGAGAGUGUAUCGCCCCGCAUCAUCACACAGUUCAUCAAGUGUCUCCAAAACCAGUCGAGUGACAUUCGUCUGGUGGCAGAGCGGGUGUUGUGGUGGGUCUGGAAGGAGGACGAGACCCCCAUUCUGGAGCCCAGUCUGGUCAAACCGCUCAUCAAAGCACUGCUGGACAACACCAAAGACAAGAACACCAGCGUCCGAGCGCAGAGCGAACACACACUCGUCAGCCUGCUGAGACUGCGGCGCGGAGAACACAACAUGCAGAGCAUCAGUGCCAUCCUGGACUCGGCCAGUAAUGACCUGCUGUCCGAAUGUUACCGCAGAUCCUUGAAGAAGAUCUCCAGCCUUCCAGACUCCAAUGAAGAGAUCGAUGAUACCAUCCUCACGUGAUCACACACAAACAAACCUGGCAGCGUAUUUAUUGUGCUGAGCCCCUCGCCAUCUAAAAGAACCCUACAGUUUCCUUAAUUGGCUGAUUAUUUGUGAUUGAAGAGCUCAUCUGCACUAAACAGAUCACUCAGUUUUUAUUCCUCUUCAUAAGUCAUGUUGUUUUAUUGUGCAUUGAUUGGGACUUGAUUAUGAAAAUGGCUUAAACUGAGUGAUCUGUUUUCUGCAAAUGAACUCUGUCAUUGUAUAUUUUUCGUUUGGCUUUCUUCUGGAAGAUGAAGUGUUCAUUUGUGCCAAUUGUUUUCCAACACUGAUGUUCGGAUGCCCUUUUUUAUUUGGUUUGGACGGUGAGUUUAUUCGGUUGUGUGUGUGUUUGUGUGUGUGUGUGUGAAAGACGCGUGAGCCUUUAUCAACCCAGAGGACGACAUGCUGAUUCUGCGGUCACUAAUAAUGGCUGGAUGAAUAAAUAGAAAAUGAAAACCUUGAUUUAAUAAACGGUUUGACUUGAGGAA